Molecule: messenger RNA, 1509 nt
Organism: Xenia sp. Carnegie-2017
Lineage: Eukaryota; Metazoa; Cnidaria; Anthozoa; Malacalcyonacea; Xeniidae
Product: homeobox protein pnx-like
Exons: 3
Coding region: 227-1078 (283 amino acids)
Biological process (GO): regulation of transcription by RNA polymerase II
Molecular function (GO): DNA-binding transcription factor activity, RNA polymerase II-specific; RNA polymerase II transcription regulatory region sequence-specific DNA binding
Source: RefSeq, a predicted model, not a curated record
UGAACACAAAGCUUUGUUCAGAGUAAUAAACAUCAAUUACAAAUAUCGGUAAAUGACUAAGGCGUUAACAGAAGGCUUUUGCGUUUAAGAUGAUCAUUAGGAUCGCGACUCGUGCUCACAACGGACAAAACUAGCUAGUCGUAAUUUGCCAAGGUUCAUUCGUAUUUUGAAGGAGGAUUUUCUGUGAAUAAACAGUACGAAGUGACGUGUGCCGAAUCGAGGUUUUAUGGAGAAUGGCGAUAGGAAUACGCAAGAGGAAUGUGUGGGAGAAAUGUUCGAAGCAUCGCAAAGCGACAUCGAAGACUCUCAUGGUGAUACUAAAAUCCAGGUUCCGCUUGGACAGAAUUCCCACAGUAUAGCAAAGAUUUUAGGAAAAAACAACUCAAAACAUCGGAAAAGAGCCAAUCCUUCAAGGCCCGACACAGAGAACGCCAGCGUGAAGCGAAAAAGAUCAGAAAUGACAGAAAAAGAACGCGAAGAUGAUCGAGAUUUGAAAAAUUUUGACGAAGACGAGAAAAAUUCGCGAAAAGCAAGGCGAAGUCGUACCACGUUUACGACAAGUCAACUGCAUCAGUUGGAAAGGCAUUUUGAAACAAUCCAGUAUCCUGAUGUGUAUGCCCGUGAAGAGCUCGCGAAGAUAUUGGACUUGUCCGAGCCUCGUGUUCAGGUAUGGUUUCAAAACCGAAGAGCGAAAUGGAGGAAACACGAGAAAGCUAUGGGUCGAGAGAGUCCCAAUUUGCCACCCGCUAGACCCAUUUUUACCCCAGUUAUGACCCCAUUUUAUCCUCAGGUAUCAUAUUACCACCACCCCGGCGUACCAAGAUCGCUUUACGAGCAUUAUUAUAGAAGUUACCAGCGAUACGAAGCUGGUUUAGCAUACACAAAUGGAUCAAGCAUGACGCCUGGAUACGCACAUCCGAGAUACCCCUUUGCCUUUAGAUAUCCAUCGCCGAUGCCAUUUGCAUACUACAGCAGAUCAAACAGCAGAAUGGUACAAAGGGAUGAAGGCGAGGAGCUGCCACUCGAAAGUAGAACAAAUUCUGGCAAUGCGAGUAAUACUGUUGAUUCUCAAGAGUAGCGAAUUCUGGGAAGAGUCAUGUUUUAUCAUGGAAACGUUGCAAAAACUGCUUUCAACGAAUGCUUGAUAUAGAAAGUCAAAGUCAAUUCAAGAUUGACAUUCCUAUUGCAAAAACGAACCAAUGACGAUGUUGAACAUCUUGCAUUAUAUUGGAUUGAAGACUUUGUUUUGUAGGAGAACUAGAUAGAUAUAGCGCGCUUCCAGGGCGUUUUAGACAAUAAAAAUCUCAAAGAAUGGCAAGGUUCUUCCUAUUUUUUGAGUCUGACGUAUUAAAGAAUGUGUGUCAACCAAGAUGCAUUGCGCACUUUUGUUUAUGUUUACAUCGUUCCUUUUUGAGCUGGCUGCAUACUGAAUUCAAUUUCUUGAUACGGAAUCUAAUUUAUAUGAAAAAUAACAAAAAACAUUGAAUAAAAACUCUAUUUCACAUAAAA